AGCUCGACUCGUCCCGCUCCCCUCGGCAGCCGGUCCGGGUGAGGCGAUGGCGAGCUGUUGCUGCUGCCUGUCGGCCGAGGAGCGGGAGUCGCAGCGCAUCAGCGCCGAGAUCGAGCGGCAGCUCCGCAGGGACAAGCGCGAUGCGCGCCGGGAGCUCAAGUUGCUGCUGCUCGGUACCGGAGAGAGUGGCAAAAGCACCUUUAUCAAGCAGAUGAGGAUUAUCCAUGGAUCCGGCUACUCGGAUGAAGAUAGAAAAGGUUUCACGAAGCUGGUUUAUCAAAACAUAUUUACGGCCAUGCAGUCGAUGAUCAGAGCCAUGGACACUCUGAGAAUACAGUAUGUUUCUGAGGAGAACAAGGAAAAUGCCCAGAUGAUCAGAGACGUGGAGGUGGAUAAAGUGUCCAUUUUGCUUGGGACCCAAGUGGCCGCCAUUAAGAACCUCUGGGAGGAUCCGGGAAUCCAGGAGUGCUAUGACCGAAGGAGGGAGUAUCAACUCUCAGACUCGGCAAAAUAUUACCUGAGCGACCUCGACCGAAUCGCCAUGCCAUCCUUUGUGCCGACUCAACAAGAUGUUCUCCGUGUCCGUGUGCCCACAACUGGAAUCAUUGAGUAUCCUUUUGAUUUAGAAAACAUCGUCUUCAGGAUGGUGGAUGUUGGAGGGCAGAGGUCAGAGAGACGGAAGUGGAUUCACUGCUUUGAGAGUGUCACCUCCAUUAUUUUCUUAGUAGCUCUGAGUGAAUAUGAUCAGGUCCUGGCAGAGAGUGACAAUGAGAACCGCAUGGAAGAAAGCAGAGCCUUAUUUAAAACCAUCAUCACCUACCCCUGGUUUCUGAACUCGUCCGUGAUUUUGUUCUUAAACAAAAAGGAUCUUUUGGAGGAGAAAAUCAUGCAUUCUCACUUGAUCAGCUAUUUCCCUGAAUACACAGGACCUAAACAGGAUGUCAAGGCUGCCAGAGACUUCAUCUUGAAGCUCUACCAGGACCAGAAUCCAGACAAAGAGAAAGUCAUUUAUUCGCACUUCACCUGUGCCACAGACACGGAGAAUAUCCGCUUUGUUUUUGCUGCUGUCAAAGACACCAUUCUGCAGUUAAAUCUGCGAGAGUUCAACCUGGUGUAAAGGGUGGUUCCCCGACCCCAGGGAUGGCAAGAGGAUGGCCGUGGGCCUCCUCUUGUUCCCCUCAGCCCAGGCAGGGUCUCCUCUUCCUUCUUUGCGUAACUGCUGUGACAGUGACACUGUGGCCUCCCCCCAUGCUCCCUACUUUCCUGUGAGUGUAGUGCUGGGUCCUGAGAUCCUCGUGUCUGCUUCUUGGCCAAACCCUUCUCCGGGGGGAAUGGCAAUUUACUGAAAACAUUCCAUUCUAUGGAGGCCUUUGUGAUGGUGUUUUUGUAAGCUUUGCAUUUGUGUCUUUCCCUGAGUCUUGGUCUGCGAUAUGGCUUUGUGUGUGGCAAUGACUCAGUUUAAGGCUAUUCAAGAUGAAUGUUUUAGAGGACGCUCUAUAAAGCCACUGCCAACUACCUGUUCUUUUCCUAUGUGUUUGACUAAUCAUUUAAAAUCAUGCAGUCAGCUUUUAAUCAGAGAUGCCUUGGAAUACAUAGAAAUGUUCUUAGAGGUGUGGGUAAGGUCUCGUCAGGGUGAGCUCUUUAGUGUUUUCAAGGCUCUCAAGCUCUAUAACAAAUUUACUCUUGAGAAGUGUGGGGAAUAAAUCUCUCCUCUUGUGUUGAAGCUUCGUAUUAGUUUCUUUAAAUGUUACAAAAUAACUUCAGUCGUCAUUGGUGUGCGUUUGUGACCUAAGUAAAAGCAAACAGGACCAACCUGUAAUGAAUUUGCUUCCUGGCGUCAAAACUAAGUGGUGGGAAGUUAGAUUUACAAUGCUGAGUAGCAAUGAAGAUUGAGUAGGCUUUGAGGAGAAACCUCCCCACACACCUAGCAUAAAUAGUACUAGUGAAUAAUGUGAAUUUCUGGUUUUAGAUGUUUAGGGCUUUGUCUUGUGAGCUGGCCACAAUUGCUCUAAGAUGACCUGUAAACUCUGUCUAGCCCCUCUUUGUGAACUUAGUGACAAAAUGUAAAGACUGACCCUGUGCUGUGCCUUGCUGUGAAGAUAAAUAUACUAUUCUGUUCUCAGCA
Messenger RNA from Tachyglossus aculeatus (Australian echidna), 2125 nucleotides. Its product is annotated as guanine nucleotide-binding protein subunit alpha-14. NCBI's taxonomy places the organism in Eukaryota, Metazoa, Chordata, Mammalia, Monotremata, Tachyglossidae. Gene Ontology annotation, molecular function: G protein-coupled receptor binding; GTPase activity; guanyl nucleotide binding. The record is from RefSeq and is a predicted model, not a curated record. The coding region runs from base 47 to 1117 and encodes 356 amino acids. Gene Ontology annotation, cellular component: heterotrimeric G-protein complex. Gene Ontology annotation, biological process: action potential; adenylate cyclase-modulating G protein-coupled receptor signaling pathway; phospholipase C-activating dopamine receptor signaling pathway. The transcript is spliced from 7 exons.